Molecule: messenger RNA, 9081 nt
Organism: Phyllopteryx taeniolatus (common seadragon)
Lineage: Eukaryota; Metazoa; Chordata; Actinopteri; Syngnathiformes; Syngnathidae
Product: ephrin type-A receptor 5
Exons: 19
Coding region: 243-3269 (1008 amino acids)
Biological process (GO): axon guidance; cell surface receptor protein tyrosine kinase signaling pathway; protein phosphorylation
Cellular component (GO): neuron projection; plasma membrane
Molecular function (GO): protein binding; transmembrane-ephrin receptor activity; ATP binding
Source: RefSeq, a predicted model, not a curated record
UCCGGAUGUGAUUAGUUCUUUUGUAUUGGCGUCCCUUGUUUUUAAAUUUAUUUAUUUAUUUUAUUUUUUUGCAAUUGUCAGUUGCUUUGUUCUCUGCACCGUCAAAUGUGUUUGUAUUUUUCUCCCUCAAGGUUUUCUAAACACGAUUAAUCUUUUUCAAGUUUUUUUUUUAGUCUGGCUAACGCUAAUGUUUAUCUGUAUUUGAGAUCACCAACAUUCACACUAGAAACAGGAUUAUACAAAUGAAGACAAUCGUCUUUACCUCACAAGAGUACAUGCUGUGUUCCAGUUUUGAAAUGGUGGAAGACCAUUGUAACACAGAAUGCAACUAUGUUAACCUGCUGGAUUCUCGCUCUGUGAUGGGAGACCUUGGAUGGGUGGCAUACCCGAAAAAUGGGUGGGAAGAAAUCGGGGAAGUAGAUGAAGACUAUGCCCCCAUCCACACCUACCAAGUGUGUCGGGUCAUGGAGCAGAACCAGAACAACUGGCUUCACACCAACUGGAUACUGACUGAAGGAGCUCAGCGAGUCUACAUAGAGCUCAAGUUCACCCUGAGAGACUGCAACAGCCUCCCUGGUGGCGUCGGAACUUGCAAGGAGACGUUUAACAUGUAUUACUAUGAAACUGAUGGGGGCGAACUGGAGGAUGGCGAUAUGGGGGAUGGGGAGGGGAUAACAGAGGAGGAAGACAGGGCAUUGAAGGAGAGCCAGUACAUCAAAAUUGACACCAUAGCAGCUGACGAGAGCUUCACUGAGCUUGACCUCGGGGAUAGGGUUAUGAAGCUCAACACUGAAGUCCGCGAUUUAGGCCCUUUGACUCGGAAGGGCUUCUUCUUGGCCUUUCAGGAUUUGGGAGCCUGCAUCGCUCUCGUUUCGGUCCGAGUUUUCUACAAACGCUGCCCAUUUCUUGUGAAGAGCCUGGCCGAGUUCUCUGAUACUAUCCCCGCAUCAGAGGCCUCACAGCUGGUGGAGGUUGUGGGUCGCUGCAUCAACAACUCUCUGCCUUUAUACGAGCCUCCCAGGAUGCAUUGCAGCACUGAGGGAGAAUGGCUGGUUCCCAUUGGGAAGUGCGUGUGCCAGCCAGGAUUUGAAGAAAUCCUUGGAUCCUGUCAAGCUUGCAAAGGGGGGUUUUACCGCUCGCUGCUGGAGUCUCUUCUCUGCAGUAAAUGUCCGCCCCACAGUGUGGCCCGGCACACAGGAGCAACUUUAUGCAGCUGUGAAGAAGGAUAUUACAAGAUUGACUCUGAUCCUCCCAAUAUGGCCUGCACACGACCACCGUCUGCUCCACGCAACGCCAUCUCCAAUGUCAAUGAGACCAGCGUCUUCCUAGAGUGGUCUGUUCCCAUGGAGUCCGGUGGCAGGAAGGAUAUCCGUUAUAACGUCCUAUGCAGACAAGUCUUGCCCGACGGGAGGGGCUUGGAGGAAUGCGGUCCCAACGUUCGCUUUCUGCCACGUCAGGUGGGCUUGUCCAACACCUCGGUGAUGGUGGCCGACCUGCAGUCACACACAAACUACAGCUUCCUGCUGGAGGCCAUCAAUGGCGUGUCAGAGCUGGCUAAAGAUCGCACGAAGCAGUAUGUGUCACUCAAUGUGACCACCAAUCAGGCUGCACCUUCGCCGGUGAGUGUGGUAAGAAAAGGUCAUGCUGGAAAGAGCAGCAUCGCACUUUCCUGGGCAGAACCGGACCGACCAAAUGGCAUCAUCCUGGAAUAUGAGAUCAAGUAUUUUGAGAAGGAGCAGGACUCCAGCUACACUAUAAUAAAAUCCAGGGAGACUGAGAUGGUGGUGGAAAGCUUAAAACCCUCUUCAGUCUACAUCUUCCAGGUGCGAGCCAGGACAUCUGCAGGAUAUGGCACUUUUAGCCGCCGUUUUGAAUUCCAGACGAGCCCUUACUUAACAGCUACCAGUGAACGUGCCCAAGCUUCCAUUGUAGCAGUGGCCAUCACUUUGGCGCUGGUCCUCUUGGCAGUAGUGGCUGGAUUUCUACUCAGUGGAAGGAGGUGUGGCUACAGCAAAGCAAAGCAAGAUCCUGAGGAGGAGAAAAUGCACUUCCAUAAUGGUCACAUAAAGUUCCCUGGAGUGCGUACCUACGUUGACCCCCUCACCUACGAAGACCCGAACCAGGCUGUGCAUGAAUUUGCCCAAGAGAUUGACGUGUCAUUCAUCUCCAUUGAAAGAAUCAUUGGAGCUGGGGAGUUUGGUGAGGUGUGCAGCGGACCACUAAGGUUGCCGGGAAAAAGGGAGAUGCAGGUCGCCAUCAAGACGUUGAAAGCAGGAUACACAGAGCAUCAGAGACGUGACUUUCUGUGGGAGGCAUCAAUCAUGGGACAGUUUAACCAUCCCAACAUCAUUCGCCUGGAGGGCGUGGUCACCAAGAGCAAACCAGUGAUGAUCAUCACUGAAUACAUGGAGAAUGGAUCACUGGACACGUUCCUCAAGAAAAAUGAUGGCCAGUUCACUGUUAUCCAGCUGGUUGGUAUGCUGCGUGGCAUUGCAUCUGGCAUGAGGUACUUGUCUGACAUGGGCUACGUCCACCGCGAUCUGGCAGCUCGCAACAUCCUGGUCAACAGUAACCUUGUGUGCAAAGUGUCUGAUUUUGGCCUGUCCCGAGUUCUGGAGGACGACCCUGAGGCUGCUUACACCACACGGGGCGGGAAGAUUCCGAUUCGCUGGACAGCUCCCGAGGCAAUCGCAUAUAGGAAGUUCACCUCAGCCAGCGAUGUGUGGAGUUAUGGCAUAGUCAUGUGGGAAGUGAUGUCAUACGGAGAGCGGCCCUACUGGGAGAUGUCCAAUCAAGAUGUCAUAAAGGCAGUAGAAGAGAGCUAUAGGUUACCAGGUCCGAUGGAUUGCCCCGAGGCUCUGUACCACCUCAUGAUGGACUGCUGGCAGCGAGAACGCAGCAACCGACCCAAGUUUGAUGAGAUCGUAUGUCUACUAGACAAACUCAUUCGCAACCCCUGCUCACUGAAAAAUCUGGUCAACUCCUCACACAGGGUGUCCAACCUGUUAGUGGAACAUACCAGUGUAGACGGGGACUGCAACAUCUGGAGUAGAACAGUCAGCGAGUGGCUGGAUUCUAUCAAAAUGGGCCGGUAUACGGAACUCUUCAUGGAAGGAGGAUACGCGUCACUGGACACCAUCGCCCUGAUGACGUCAGAGGACUUACGGAGAGUUGGGGUGAACCUUGCUGGACAUCAGAAGAAAAUCAUCACUAGCAUUCAGGAGAUGAGAGUCCUUAUGAACAACUCCACUACCAGUGUCAACAUCUGAUGCAUACUGUAUGUGCAGGCGCGCAGACACACGCACAAUAUAUGUGGACCUAGUAUGGUGAAGACUGCAGUUGGACCUAGAGCGGCUUAGCACUUUCUAAUGACAAGGAACACACUUUUUAUGGAUCAGUGAGUGGAUUUAUUGUGGUGUUACAGACCAAGCUGAAGAGAAUUGAGUAGUUUUAUAACAAAGGGAACACGGUGGGCCUGCCAACAUUCAAGUGAAGACUUUCCGUCUCGAUCCAUUUCAGUGAAUCUUGGGGAUUCCUAACAUCCCAUCAUUGCUUGGACUCUCGCAGUCAAACAUGAACAUGGACUUCGAGAGCAACCAGCACUUUUCAGCUAUAUCACAAAUAUGUCUGUUUCCACUUUCAGCCUGUCUCAGGUUAUCUGAGUCCAGCGGAUCUGUAUACUUUGCUUAUUGUCUUCUGGAAACUCUCUGCAUUGCGCACCGUUCUCCGGUGGGGUAUUAGUGCACCAACAGUUGCACAACAUGUGUAUGUGCUCCUGUUUUUGUUUGGCGGUCAUAAUCGGGCUGUCAAACUCAUUUGAGAUCCUCAGUCAUGUUCAACCACAUUUCCAUCAUUAUCCAAAAAUGAACAGCAAGCAUGUAAAAUGACUGAAUCCUGAAAUUUUAUGACCCCACCUUUCUGGGUGUUUCUAUUGUAGAAUGAAUGUAAAGUUCUUCAGAUGCACAACUGAAUGACUGCAUCAUGUUCUGAUAAGUAAAUGGAGAUUUAACAUGGGGAAAACCACUCCUACACUCUUCUAAAGUUUGCUCGCAGAUUGCAUGAAAAGACCUGCUCGCUUUAUGUUGUCUUUUCUCUGAGAAAAAAAAAUGGAACCUGAUCAACUGAUGUACCAUGUUGCAAAGAAAACAGUCAACACUCCCACAACCACACACGGUUCCAAAUGUUGGAGUCUUCACAAGGACUAUGACGAUUCUUCAAGUUCAUCUAAUCGGUUCAGUGGAUCUUCAAAUUGAAGGAAUACGUUGGUGAAAGUGGAAAUGUCACAAAAUCCCCCAAGAUUAUUGCAGAUGGACACAUGUCAAGACCUCAGAAGCGUGAUCAUGCUUGAUUAAACAGUUGUUCAUGCAUUACUACAACUCCAAUGAAGAUGCUAGAGGAAGUGGUUGCCCAGAUUUGAGGGAAAUGUUUGACCUUCUAAUGGAUCCUUCUCUCAAAUUCAAAUGGUAUCAACCAAGAUUCCAAUGGAGCCUUCACAUCCACUUUCAGGUACUGCAGAAAACUCUCAGCAAUCUCUUCUGCGGCAGAAUCUUUCUCCACUCCAUGUCUGCCACACCACAGUGCACCUCAUUCAAACUGAACCACUGGUAUAGAGAGGCAAUAUUGAAUAAAUCGAUAAUCACUUAUUUAUUAUUUCUUCGUAUUUAUAGAAAAUGCAAAAAAAAAUGUUAGUGUUUGUGUUUCAUCUGUGAAGCUCUGCCUACAUGUAUUUCUUGUAUAUAAUGUAUUAUAUAUAUUUUAAAGCAGGAAGCAUUGUUCUUCUGUCUACCGUCAUGUGGACAAGUUCGAGCAUCUCAGAGUAGAAUAUAGUACUUAAUAAAGGCAACAUUUCUAAAUCAGCAUUCUUAAAAGUUAGACCUAGAGAACUGCAAAUUAGGGACAGCUAGCACACCUGAUCUUAUCGCAAGGUUAUUUGCUCACCAAUUCUAUUUCAUAUUUUGCAGGUUGGAUGUCAUUUCACAUUUUUGAUUCAAAAUCUAGUAACAUUUCCAGCACCCUAUAUACAGAAGUAGUAAAUGUUUUUACUACAAUAUUUAAUAUCUACAUGUUAAAAAGAAAUGUGCACAUAACUUGCCAUAUGAACCUCUUUUGUACGCUAAGUUGAUGAUGAUGUCAAUGCUCAUGCAAUCAUCUUUACUGAUGACCUUUUUUUUUCUUGCUUAUUAUGAAGGAAUAUUAGGGCAACACUGAUAAAAAUGUAAAAGUCCUGUAUUUUUAGAAGAAAAUGAAUGUAAUAACAAAUUAAUUUCUGAAUUCCUACACAAACAUCAAAGGUCUGAGACAACAGUACUAGUAUAUUUAUGCUCAUAAUAUCAGAACUUCAUUCUCGUAAAAUGACUUUUUAUGUUUAAUAUUAGAACUUUAAGUCUUAAAAAAUAAUAAUAAUAAAUGUUAAAAAAUCAAUAUUUUGGAAAAUAUUACCAACUUACUAUGAUGAAAUUACAUUACUCUUCUCAUUAACUUACAACUUUAUUGUCAAAAUUACAUUCCUUUCUUUGUAUUUUUUUUCUCUCUCUUUCUCUUCGCAGUGGCCCUAACACUCCUUCAUAGCUUGUGCCAUCGUGUACAGGAGGUGGAAUUGAAAUGAGAUUGUGAAAGUAGUUUUGUAGGAGAUGGUUUAGAGGGCACACUCAAUGGACUGUCUGAAAAGCACACAAGAAGAAUGUAAGAUUUCAAAAGGCUGUUUCACUUUUUUAAAGAACAUUUUUGGGACUUUUAAACAAGAAUCAGAUCAAAGGCCUCUUUGGUGGUUGGAAGCAGAUAUGGUAUUAAAGCUCAUCUAACAUUUUUAACAUUACCAAUGUGACAAGGGAAUGAGCCUACUUUACACCCUUGUAUUAUAUAGUUAAAAUGAAAGGGGGAGGGGGUGAUGUGAAGAGAGGAAAACAAAUGUCACAUCAGUCUACAUUUACAUUUUUAAAUUUAAUAAUAUUCUAUGUUGACAUAUCUGCUAACAUAGUAGUAAAGUCAUAAUUACAAUAAAUAUUUGUAUGACAAAACUUCUAGGCCAUAAAUAUAAAACAAUCAAAUGAAAAACAAUAGAUAGAGCAGUGAAUGAGCGUGCCUUCUUGUGCCAUAGUUUGUAAGCGCAAAACCCUGUAUGUCAGGACCCACAUAAACCGAGGACCCCUGGUAUCUACAAGAAAAUGAUUUUUCUCCAUUUGAUGUUUUGGAUGAUAGGGGGGAAAGAGACAUGCUUCAUGAAGAACAGAAACUCACUCUCUUUGCCUCAUGAAGUAGAACUUUUGUUCAUGAACGACUGUGUUCAUGGAGAAAUGGCUUUACGGACAAACGGUGCCAGCAUAUACACGGAACACACAGUUGAGCUUUCUUUCAUACAGUGUGAACUUGCGUCAUAUGUAUAUCUUGUGUCACGGACCCCGCCAAAAAUUUCAGUGUGCAAACAGAGACUCCGAUUAAGUUAAGUUCGUAAACGGAGGUUCCAUUGUAUUUGUAAAUGAAAGUAUAAAUGUAGACUAUUGUGACUAUUUCAAGGGAUGAGCCCGUUAUGGGGCAAAUUACCAAUUGAUUGACAAAUUGUUAUUAAAAUGUUAUUUUUAAUGAGAUAGGAGACUCUGGCAAGAGUUAUAUUAAUCAGAAUAAUGCUUCCCAGAGGAGUUGCUCGGGCGUGCAGUAGCUCAGCUUCCCGCACCUGGCUGUUGCCAUUUUGCACCCCUGCAGGAUGCGGCCAAAACAGUGAACUCAAUUAGGCCUCACUUGCUUUAAAACACAAUUAAUCAAUAAUCAACUCCAUACAACUGACCGAAUCAUUAACAUAAUUUAUGGUUGACAAUAUAUAGCGGCAGUGAAAGUAAUUACGCUGGACGCAUCUGAUUUACUGCCUACAAAGUCUUAAAUUAGUUUCAUUAUUCACACCAUAAUUUCUAAAUAAUGUGUCAGAAUUUUUGGAUUAUGCACAAAUGUAAUGUUAUUGACUUUUGCAACCACCAACCUAAUAUAAACUAAAAACCUAUGCCUGGGGCAUGAAUAGUUGGAAAAUUGUACACCCUUCUAAGUGCCUCGUAUCUUUUUAGCACCGUCAUUUCCUCCCCUGCCAAAAUGCUUCGCCCCAAUUGUGCCCCAUGUUUUACAGGAUUUACCUUUGCCACUGUUGAAUGUCAGACAAUGUGUAUGUUGGAACUAAUUUAAUUUGCACUUUAUGAUGAAUCUGUUGCCCUUCUUUUUAAUUACCAACUGGAAAGUUAUUUUGAGUAUCUGGUUCCCUGGCUUUUAUUACGCUAGUUUAUAUUCUCCUUCCCAUUGUGUAAAUCAUUACACUUGAGCACAAAGAUUUGAUUGGAAACAGACCCAAUGAUGUAGAGCACCAUUUUCUUGUGUUUGGCACAAUUGUCUAAUUUUUAAGUGUGAUCAUGGCUUAAAGAAAUGUAUGACGGUGACUUGAUGUUAGCCCAAUGAUAUGUUGUUAAUAGUGUCAACAAAGUGAAGAUAGACAUUAUCAUAACUGGGUUUUUUUCCACUUCAAUUCCACUUUUAAGUGGACUUGUGUUGACAGCGAUUUGCUUUGCUUUUAAAAUUGGUAGUUGUCGCAUAAAAUAUAAUAUCGAGAGUUAUGUAAUGGGUACCCAUGUUGGCGUUUCUAAAUCAAUUGCAAUGUAAUCUUGAAGGUCACACUCAAUCAAUUACAAUUGUUCACAUUUUGAAACCAUUUUUAAAUAGGAACUUAUAGGAAUUAAAAUAUUCCAUUCUUUCCAAACCUUUAUUAACUGUCCAUGUUUCAAGAAGUAGUCAACAAUAUUAACUGCCAUACACAUGUAAAAAUAAGUUUAUAAUAACAGUAUAUAAAACUAGAUAACAAUAAAGCUAUUAAUUAAAUUUAACUGCACAAUUAAUAAAAAUGUGCAUAGGGAGAUUACUAGAUGUACCUGGGAGGUCUCUUCACAAUACUAAAACACAGUUACCUUUGUGUUAUAUAUUGCGUUCUUCAAUUAUUAUUGACGUUGACUUAUUGACGCUGUAGCCAUAUUGUUCUGAGCAUGUAGGACCGUGAUGUGUAUAUCGCAAUAAGUUCCAUUGUUACGGUCAUCAUCAUCAUUUCUCCUCUAUCUACCACCGAUGCACCUUUUGUGGUGUCUUGAAAAAAAACACUAAAACGACAGAAGAAAAAGCUAAACAUGCUAAUGGAGUCUUUCUUUUAAAUGCUCACUGAGCUGAAGUCUUAAGAGAUUGACACCUGAUGGUUCGACCUCCACAUUUUUGUCUGACGUUUGCGGCAUACUCUGAUUCCAAAUCACGACUUUUCCACUGUGUCCGUAUUGAGAUUAGUUAGAUUUGGCUACAUAGCAUAUUUAUUGAUGAAAAGGGGUUUUGAUUGAUCUUUACAAAAUAUGCAAAGGCAAUACUUGAUACGAAUGGCAAAAAUAAAAAAUGACAACAAUAAAAGGUUCCAUUUUUACAUAAAAGGAACAGUAUUCCUUGGCAGGCAAUGUUUGUAGAUUUUUUUUAAUAGUUGAAUGAGUUUUUCAGUUGAAUCUAUAACUCAUAAUGUAAGCAAUGUGCUGUUAAACAUUUUGAAAAAUUGUCCAGCUUUGUCCAGAGUAUGUUGCUUGGGACUGAGGUAGAUACAUGUAGCGAUGACACUACUUGUCUUCAAACCUUAAAAUCCAUAUACCCAUCCUGAGGCUCACCCGCACAAUUGGUGGUGCUUCCCUAAAAACUCAAUUCAAUUGUCUUGAUUGUUGGCACCAUUUUUCAUACAGAGGCAAUGAAUCCAAAGUUGUACCAUCUAUUUUGUGUUUUUUCCUACUUGCAAAGAUGGAGCGUUAGUGUGGGACCUGGCUUAUGGGUCUAUCUGAAUUCUUUUUGAUGAUGAAAUGUGUCCAACUAUUUACACACAUGGCGAUCAGGUUUUUCCCAUACUGAAAACAAUAAUUGUAUUGGUAAUGCGCACACAUGACAGUUUUGGAUUCAUUGAAAGCACAGUGAAACAUACUUAGUAACUGUUGUGCUCUUAGUUUGUCUUUGGGACUGUCAUGUAUUAUGUGUUGCUGUUUUUGUAGUGUGUUCUCAAAUUCUCUAUUUUUUCAAUAAAACUGUACAAAAGUA